CAUGCUGAAGUUCACUUUGACGGGUUGGGGUAUUCCUCUUGUCAUUGUAAUUAUUGUGAUAUCCGUGGACAAAAACAACUAUGGUUUGAUUAAUUAUGGAAAACACACAAAUGACACUUCAGAUAACUUCUGCUGGCUGAGUAAUAACAUAGCCUUCUAUGUGGGUGUGGUGGCCUAUUUCCUCCUGAUCUUUAUCCUGUGCCUGCUGGCCUUCAUCGUUGUUAUGGGACAGCUUUCACGUAUCAAGAAGCAGAACCCCCACAACCAGUCUCCCAAAAGAAGUGUUAUGACUGAUCUGCGCAGUGUCACCGGCCUCGUCAUCAUCCUCGGCCUUACCUGGGGGUUUGCUCUGUUUGCAUGGGGACCCCUCUACUUACCCUUUGUUUACCUUUUUUCUAUAUUCAACUCUCUGCAAGGUUUCUUUGUCUUUGUUUUCCACUGCGCCAUAAAAGAGAAUGUCCGCAGGCAGUGGAGAACUUACCUUUGCUGUGGAAAACUGCGACUGGCUGAGAACUCAGAUUGGAGUCGAACAUUCACACAAAACAAGAAGAAUAUCUCUCGCUCCAGUGCAAUCACCUUGGAUCCAAAGUUCACUUCUCGAAGCUCCUCUGUUGUCAGUUAUGGCACCAAUAGCAGUGGCUCUGUGUUCGCGGACAGCGGGAUAUCUGACAGCUCCAACAAUGAUGUCGUCCUCAACGAGAUUCACAGAGGAAAUCUGGAACAAGGCAAAACUACCAAAUGACUCUACCUGAGCUUUCUUUUGUGAUUACACCCAAUUCCAAGAAAUGAUCUCUGGGAGUUUACAAGAUGCAAAUUGGAGGAGUCGUUUUCCUUAAGAAAGCCUUAAUGUUCCAAAAAAAAUGAAGGUUCGAUGAAGGACUAAAGAGGAUCAGGGACAAAGGAAACCUUUGUCUAAAUACCUUUAGAGAAGAAGAAAUCAAAAAGUGGAGAAUGUUUUCAAUUCUACACUAAUAGUAUAGAUAAUGAAAGAGUCUUGUUAGCAGAGAUAAGGUGUACUACUGAAACUGAAACAUUAUAUUGAACUGCAUUUACUUGGUAGCCGAGAACAGAUGCUGUCAGUAUUGUAUAGAUUAUUAUCUGGCUAUUUCUUUGAGGCUAUAUUCAUUUCUUGAACAGACAAAUGACGGAAUUUCCAGUCUCAACUCUACAUUUCAGUGCCUUUGCCAAAUUCUAAGUUUAUUCUGGCAGUGUCAAAUGGCACUUUGGAUGUAUUUAGCUACCUACAGAGACAAGGUUGAUUGAUGCAAAAUGUGCACAUGCCAAACUCAACUGCUUGAUCAUAUCAGAUAAAAGUUGAUAUCUGCAAGAUUAUCUAAGGGUGCAGUUCUGUGUUAAAUAUUGUAUUAUUCACUACAUUAUAGAGGUUUUUUUUUUUAAUUUGGUUCA
Molecule: messenger RNA, 1407 nt
Organism: Maylandia zebra (zebra mbuna)
Lineage: Eukaryota; Metazoa; Chordata; Actinopteri; Cichliformes; Cichlidae
Product: adhesion G-protein coupled receptor G2
Biological process (GO): adenylate cyclase-activating G protein-coupled receptor signaling pathway; cell surface receptor signaling pathway
Cellular component (GO): plasma membrane
Molecular function (GO): G protein-coupled receptor activity
Source: RefSeq, a predicted model, not a curated record